Messenger RNA from Cryphonectria parasitica EP155, 2514 nucleotides. Its product is annotated as family 3 glycoside hydrolase. Gene Ontology annotation, molecular function: beta-glucosidase activity. Gene Ontology annotation, biological process: glucan catabolic process. NCBI's taxonomy places the organism in Eukaryota, Fungi, Ascomycota, Sordariomycetes, Diaporthales, Cryphonectriaceae. The transcript has 3 exons. The coding region runs from base 1 to 2514 and encodes 837 amino acids. The record is from RefSeq and is a predicted model, not a curated record.
AUGGCGGAUAUUAAUGUAGAAGAGGUUCUGAAAAAGCUCUCAGACGGCGAGAAAUGUGACCUACUGUCGGGCAUCGACUUUUGGCACACAAAGGGCCUCCCUCAGCAUGGCAUCCCGUCGCUGCGACUCUCUGAUGGACCCAACGGAGUGAGAGGCACCAAGUUUUUCAAUGGCACCAAAGCCGCCUGCUUCCCUUGUGGCACCGGCUUAGGCGCAACCUUUAAUUUACCCCUCCUUCACGAGGCAGGCAUCAAGAUGGGCGAUGAGGCCAAGUCUAAGGGCGCCCACGUGAUCUUGGGUCCGACAAUCAACAUGCAGCGCUCCCCCUUGGGUGGUCGCGGGUUUGAAUCGCUGGGCGAGGACCCCGUGCUGGCUGGUCUGGGCGCGGCGGCCCUGGUCCGCGGCAUCCAGAGCACAGGCGUGCAGGCCACCAUCAAACACUUUGUGUGCAACGACCAGGAGCACAAGCGCAACGGGACGAACGCCAUCGUGACGGAGCGGGCGCUGCGGGAGAUAUAUGCGCGGCCAUUCCAGAUCGUGGUGCGGGAUGGGCACCCGGGAAGCUUCAUGACGGCGUACAAUGGGGUGAAUGGCGAGUGGUGUAGCCAGAACGAGAAGCUCCUCGGCGACCUGCUGCGGCGCGAGUGGGGCUGGAAGGGCCUGGUCAUGAGCGACUGGUUCGGCACGUACAGCACGGUCGAGGCGGUCAAGGCGGGCUUGGACCUGGAGAUGCCUGGUCCGCCCAGGUUCAGGGGUGAGCCGCUCAAGUUCUCGGUGGAGACGGAGAAGGUCAGGGAGCAUGAGCUCGACGAGAGGGCCAGGACGAUGCUGGAGUUUGUCAAGACGUGCGCGGCAUCUGGAGUCAAGGAAGGCCAAGAGGAGAGGGCCGAGGAUACGCCCGAAACGGCGGCACUGCUGAGGAAGAUUGGCUCUGAGUCAAUUGUGCUGUUGAAGAACGAGGGUGGUCUCUUGCCGCUGAAGAAGGACAAGAAGACCGUUGUCAUCGGUCCCAACGCAAAGAUCGCGACCUAUCACGGCGGUGGCUCGGCCUCCCUCGCCGCCUUCUACGCAGUGACUCCCUUUGACGGCAUCUCGGCCAAGCUGUCCACUACCCCAGGCUACACCAUCGGCCAGUACUCGCAUAAGAUGCUGCCUCUUCUCGGCCUCUCGGUACGGUCCCUCUCCGGCAGGCCAGGCAUGACCAUGACGGCAUACAACGAGCACCCACUCGAGAAGCCCGACCGCAGGCCUGUCGAUGAGGUCGAAAUCGACAAGACUGAGCUGCUGCUGGUUGACUACUACAACCCAAAAAUCACCUCACCGAAAUGGUACGCUGACUUCGAGGGCUCCUUUGUUGCCGAUGAGGAUUGCACGUGGGAGCUCUCGCUCGUGGUGGUCGGCACUGCCAAGCUUUUCUGCAACGGCGAGCUCAUAGUGGACAACGACACCCAGCAGACGGCCGGCGACACCUUUUUCAACCAGGGCACAGUGGAGGAGAAAGGCAGGCUGAACGUGCGAAAGGGCCAGACAUACAGCUUCAAGGUACAGUUCGGGUCCGCGGCGACCUCCAAGCUCCGCGGUGGGCAGGUCCUCUUCGGCUCGGGGGCGCUACGCAUCGGUGGGUGCAAGGUGAUCGACCCAGCGGCCGAGAUCAGGCGCGCCGCCGAUCUGGCCAGGGAUGCCGACCAGGUCAUCAUCUGUGCUGGCCUCAACGCCGACUGGGAGACGGAGGGCUCAGACCGCGCAGGCAUGGACCUCCCGCCCGGAAUCGACGAGCUAAUCGAAGCCGUCGCUGAGGCGACCAGCGGGAAGCUGGUCGUCGUCAACCAGUCCGGUACGCCCGUUACUAUGCCAUGGGCGUCCAAGGUCAAUGCCGUCGUCCAGGCCUGGUACGGCGGUAACGAGACCGGCAACGCCAUCGCCGACGUCCUGUUUGGCGACUUCAACCCCAGCGGGAAGCUGAGCCUCAGCUGGCCCGAAAAGGUCCAGGACAACCCUGCGUUCCUCAACUUCAGGACUGAGGGCGGCAGGACCAUCUACGGCGAGGACAUCUACAUCGGCUACCGGUACUACGAGUUCGCGCAGAGGGCUGUGCUAUUUCCCUUUGGCCACGGGCUCAGCUACACGACCUUUGCCUUCAGCGGUCUGCAGGUGGCGACGUCUGAGAAGGGCAAGCUCUCGGUGAGCGUCCAGGUCAAGAACACGGGCGAGACCAAGGGGGCUGAGGUGGUCCAGGUCUACGUCGCGCCCAAACAAAAGGCCAAGGUAAAUAGGCCGCCCAAGGAGAUGCAGGGCUUCGCCAAGAUCGAGGUGGGGCCUGGAGAGACGAAGGAGGCCAAGGUCGAGAUGGAGACCAAGUAUGCUGCUAGCUACUUCGACGAGGAGAGGAACAAGUGGUGCGUGGAGGAGGGCGAGUACGAGGUGAUUGUGAGCAAUAGCAGCGAGGUCAAGGAGGGCAAGGCUGUCAGAGGGACAUUUAAGGUGCCCAAGACCUUCUGGUGGAGCGGUAUUUAG